Molecule: messenger RNA, 9170 nt
Organism: Poecilia latipinna (sailfin molly)
Lineage: Eukaryota; Metazoa; Chordata; Actinopteri; Cyprinodontiformes; Poeciliidae
Product: protein shisa-7-like
Exons: 9
Coding region: 2920-4959 (679 amino acids)
Biological process (GO): regulation of short-term neuronal synaptic plasticity; regulation of AMPA receptor activity
Cellular component (GO): postsynaptic density; dendritic spine membrane; AMPA glutamate receptor complex
Source: RefSeq, a predicted model, not a curated record
AAUCAAUGAGUUGGCCACGGAGCGCAGCAGCGUUCAGACAGAGUAACACGUUCCAGUGAGGCAGGCGGAGAAGCGGCAGCAGCCACGUACGCGGAGCCUCGGUGCGGGUCAGACGUUCACCGCAGCGCCCGCACUCAACUAACGAGACAGGAUUACUGCGCAGACACGUCCGUCCUCCCCGCUGAUGUUAUGCGCUUCUAACUCUGCUUUGUUUUUGUUUUCCUUGAUUUCUGUUUAUGCUGGAGGAGAAACGUCACUGCGGCUAACCAAUUCCCCCUGCUCCAGAACUGGGAAUUUACAAUGAAACAUGUAAGGUGACACGUUUUAUUUCACCACGCUGGGAUCACAGAGGGAACCGAGCGAAGAUAACAAAGAGUGAAAACUGUGGGACCUGUGAACGACCAGAUCGGGAACAUCUCAUUAUCAAGUGGGGGAAUUUUCCCAGCUCCCCUUCUUUCAACUUUCAAACUCCUGUUGUACAUUUCACUUUAUUUUUUUCUCUUUCCCCUCUUUUUUCAUGGCCUGGAUGAAGGAUUCAGAGCUUUUUCUUUAUUUUCUUCUUUUUCUUUUCCAACGAGACCAAAAGCAGAUGCCAAACUGACUGUGUCAAAAAAAAGAAGCAAAAAAACAAUAUUUAAUGAAACUACAUUUCUCUACAUAAUCAUACAGUAUUUUGUCAAACCAGCCUCAGAACCUGAUUUAUUUGCCAAUGUGACCCUUUAAGUCCACCAUCAUAUUAACAACUUAUUUACUCCUGACUACUUAAUCUUUCAGUGUUUGCUGCUCUUAAUGCGAAAACUGCGUGAUUUUCCUGCCAAGACCAUAAUCAGUGCAUUAUUGGUUCAAAGUGCUUUAUAAACAGUUUGCGGAGUGACAGAGGAAGCAUGUGGUGAGAAGUGAUAAUUCUCUGAUGGCGUCUGAAGGUUUUAUUUUAAAUCGGAGCGCCGUUUUGACUGACGGGUAACACAAGCCACGUUUGACCAGAUAAAUCCAAGCCCGCCAUCAUCACCGCCGCCGCUGCUAUCUCAAAGGCUUAGACGUAUACUGUCCUCUCAGUCUGCGCUGUGAAACACUGUUGACACUUUGCCUAUCUCCUGCUUCCAGUUGCUUACAUUAGAAAGGCUUCUCAGUCAUUGUCGUCUCGUUUCUUCCAUUUGUUGAGCUUGAUUACUGACGUGAAAUCCCCCUUUAUCAAGUCCCAGUGAGCUCUUCAGCAUUCUUCUUUUUACUCCUGAAAAAACAUGCAAUUUAAAACCUUUCACUGUACUCAUGUUUGUACGUGAAAGAAAAAAAAAAUUAUAAGAAGGAAAAAUAAAAAAGAUCAUAACCUGAAGCCAUACCGAACACCAGCCAUACAAAUUAACUUUUACAUUUGCAAAGCUUCUCACAGUGUUUUAGAGUUUUGUUUUCUAACAAAGUGAUCUUCGUCAUAUUGGUGCACACACACAUUCAGGGAACCCAUGAGGCAACUGCUCAUGAAAAACCCCCAAAUUCUUAUGUUUGGAGGAAAGAGGAUCUUGUAAGUUUGUAGUUUUUCUAACUGCUUUUUCCAGAAUUGUGCAGUCGGAUCGUCCGCGGCGUCAAAUUGUGGCAGCCACAGCGACCACGCCGAGUUCCCCGUCUGCGUCCUGUUUUCCUCUGUGUUGACGGAUGAAUCCAGACAGUUUCAUGUCUGUUCUGUGGGCAGAACCUCGCUGCCCUGCUAGAACCGGGCCCAAGCCCUCCUUUGUUCUCUUCUGUUGGGCCAAGCUAAACUCAGAGCAGAGACACUCGAGCAAGGGUACCGAUCGCACAUAAAUCUGCGGCUUUUUUGUUUGUUUGUUUUUUAAAAGAAAAGUCUUCAGUUUUUAAGUUCUUGCCAGCUUCCAUUGACAUUCCAGGUUAAUGGACUGACCAUUUCAUUCCAGUAGCUGCUGGAAACACUUUUUUUCUUAAGUCCUGAUGCUGCUCAAUGCUGUUCAUCUGCAGUAAAUUCAUUGAACAUCAUAGCUCAGAGUUUUUAAAUCCCAGUAUUUAGACCAAACUCAUAAGCAUACAGACCUUUACUGAUUCAUCCAAGUUACUUAGUGGAGCUACUUAUGGGAAUUGAUGGUGUCCUGUAGAAGAUGUACAAACUGAAGAAGCUUGUGCCAAAUUCAAACUGAUUUUCUUUCAGCUUGUUAAACAAAGAACUCUGAAGCUGCCAUCACUGUUGUUUACAGACACAUAGCCUGGAAUAAAAUUAUUUUCUUUCCAUGUCAGAUUAUUAUUAUUAUUAUUAUUAUUAUUAUUUAUUUACAACGGACAACAGAAGUGCCAAACUCCCAGAAGAAUAGAUCCAACAUCGGUUCAAGCGAUCUGAAGUUUACAUACAGCGCUAAAUGUUUACAAUCCACCGUUUCCAUAGCAAUUUGUUACGUGCCAAGCCGAGCGUUCCCGUUGGUCAUUUUGUUAAGAGUUUACAGUUUUCCUCAAACUCUUUUCUUUUGUUUACAGUAAAUGUGUAAAUACUGCCAUUUUGAAAAGUUUUGAGUUUUGGCCAAGGGGAAAAAAUGCCACUCUGUCAGCUGACAGACCUCUACUAAUUAUUCAGAACCCAGUGCCAUUCAACAGUCAUAUUGUGAAGUUAAUGUUGGCUGGUUUAUUAAACUGUUUUACAGGCAGUUUGAACAGGGCCUAAAAUCUCUGAAAACCUCAAUGUUUACACAAGCUGCUUUUGGGAGGGAUUUCUAUCCAGAGAAAUGUUUACAUUCAGAUGAACGAGUGAAAUGCCAAACACAUUCAUAAAACAGCUGCUGAACCGCAUCUGAACUAAAAACUGAAGUUAGAACAUUUUCAUCACAAAGGUUUUUAUAUUUCAGCCAGACGCCAUCUUGGAGUUGAACUCUGACAGUUGAUUUCCUUUUCUAAAUCCCGGCUGAAGAACUUUACCCCAGAACAAUGAAGCCCACGCUUUCAAAGAGGAUGAUUUCCCUUUUUGUCAUGCUGUUGCUUUUCUCCUGCCUCCCCGUCUCCUCCCUGACCGUUACCGUGGAGCGGCGAGAUGCCGACGGCAACGCCAGAACGCUUGACGGCAGCAGUGGCACCUCUGCUGGAAAAACGGGCAGCGCCUUGUUCCUCCUGACCGGCUACAAGUCAAACCCCCGUGGCGGAUCCAAAGUGCCACCGAAAGCGGCUGAGAUGAAGGACGAUGACGAUCCGGCGGCGAUGGCUGAGCUCCCCCCGAAGCCUCUUCCACAGAGGAUGUUUCCACGGAACACGACGGAAAACCCACUGAAGCCUCCGCUCAGCUGGGCCCAGGUGGCCCCGCCGCUGGUGGAUAAUGGAGAAGUUUGCAGGGGUUACUAUGACGUCAUGGGGCACUUCGACAACACGUUCAACUGCUCCAAGGGCACGUAUCGCUACUGCUGUGGUACCUGCCAAUACCGGUUCUGCUGCGAGCACCGGAGGAACCGACUGGACCAGGAGUCCUGCAAAAACUACAUUUCCCCUGUGUGGGCUGACCCGCAGGCCCCCGUCAGCGUGCCUGCUGCCAACAAGCCCGACCCCGACUUCGAGACGCUGCAGCAGCAGAGCAGCAGUACGGGUUACGUGAUCGGAGGGGUGAUAUCCUUCACGCUGGUGGUGGCUGUGGGCGUCAGGGUCGCCUUCAGCAAGGUGGCGCGUCGACCCCGCAACAGAGAUGUCAACAUGCCCAGAUCCCUGGUGGACAUUUUGCGUCACCAAUCGAGCCCCGUGCAGCAGGGAGACAGGAACAACGCCGCCGUGCUGACCGCCACCACAUCCGACGGCCGCACAUCCAAAAACCUGUACACCCCCGUCCUGCAGUUGAAAGACAACCGCACUGGGAACUUGCACCACCCUUUUAACCAGCAGGGGUCUGCCUCCAGCCCCAAACACUCUGCUACCAUCGAGCGCGGGCCUCGUUUGAACAACACCUCCCAGCUGUCGUCUGGGCCCAGCCUGAUUUCAGGAAGCGGUAAAGGUUCGGGAGGGGUCGGCAUCCUCACCGGGAGCAUGAGACACAACAGCAGCCACCCGUCUUUCUCCCACUCCUUCCACAACCUGGCGCAGCUGCCCCCGUCCUACGAGGCGGUGAUGAAACCAGAACUCAGCCGGUACAGCUCCCUGAAAAAACUGGAGAAAGAACUUGAUGAAUACUCGGGUUAUUACACCUCCAAACGUCGCUCCAACAACGCUCCGCCCUCCUUCCACUCCUCGCAGCACCACCUGCCCUGGGGGGGCGACUACACACUGGGCUCCAGGGGCACCCUGCCCCUCCAUGGGUCCCGUCCACACCUCCACAUCCCCUCCUCCACCCCGAACCCGUACCCGCUUCCCUCCCAGACGCCCCACACCAGCUCCACCUUCGACAGGCCGCCUCGCCGCGUCCGCUCCCAGGACCAGCUGCUGGCCUUCGGGGAGGGAAACACCCUGUCCCGCCUGAACAAGAACCAGCAGCACCAGUACUACAAAGCCAUGAUGAGUACCAGCAGGAGCUCCACGUCACAGAUGCUCCGCAGGUCUCAUGAGCGUCUCCUCGUCUCUCCGGACCGUCUGGAAGAUCGCCUGAUGACGAUGGGUCUGCCGAUGGGAACGAUGGAGAGAGGUGGGGGGAGCGGGAUGGUUCCCACCAUGGGCCGACUGAGCCACCACCAAAAGGCCCAGUCGCAGCAGAACAUCUGUGCCACGCCGUCCAUGGACCGCCACCACAUGAUCAAGAUGAACUCCCACCCGACAUCAGGCCACGACCACGAGCGCGGCUCCACAGCUGUGCCCGUGAUGGGGAUGCACGGCGGCUGGGACUCCCACGGGGGCCACAGCGGAGGAGGAGCAGGGAUAAUCGGGGGCCAGCCCAGCGCGCGGCGCAUGGCUUUCGCCAACAAAAGGCAGAACACCAUCGAACAGCUGCACUUCAUCCCCGGAGGCGGAGGAGGGCAGGGACUGCGGACUGGAAGUAAGAACGAGGUGACGGUGUGAGAGGAGGAGAAGGAGAGGAGGAGGACAGGUGAAGGAUGAGGAGAGGAAACCAAGAAUAACGAAGAGAGAUGAAGAAGAAACAGAAAUGAGUUUCACCCCAGCUGGCUGCUCAACCUUUAAAAAAAAUUCUCCCCAAAAAAACAAUGGUUGAUGACAUCACUCAUGUUAGUAAAGCCAACCGAUAUUCCUCUUGUCACUUUAUGUUUCGAAAAAGAGAAUAUUCAGCCAUUCUUUGCAAAAGGAAGGAAAAAAAAUCCUCAUAAAAAGAGCAAAAAAAAAUGCAGCUCAGAGGCUGCUGGGUAUUCGCUGUGACUUUUAUUGAAGGAUAUCCGCCGAGUUGUUGAGUCGUCCUUGAGUUUUAUUGCUCUGUCCUCUGAGUCUUCGAGUGCUCUGACAGAAAUUCAUCUGUCGUUGAAUCCACUGUGGAUGGUGAAGAGCACUGAGCCUGGAGAGAGACAGGUUUGCUUGUUGUUGUAUUUAUAACAAUAUUUAGAACCAAACAAGUUACUUUUGUAUGAAAAUAACUCGAUAUUGAUUACAUUAACAUGACUGAGCCCUGUAGGAUUUUGUGUAUACUUAGUUGAACACGUAUUUAUCCUCAAAACCAGCCGAUUUGUAACUUAAAGGCUGGAUUAGACGAUCAUCGCUUUCUGUAGUUGUGAUUGGACUAUUAAUGUAAAACUGCUGAAUCACUCGAGCCAAGUGCAGUUAACUGUCAUCUGAUGACUCUACAGCUUCAAUAAUUCAAGAUUAGAAAUUUAGGAAUAAAAACAACACUGCUGCCACAAAGGCCCAGUCACACCAGCACUUCACAACAAAACAAAAGAAUCAAGUCAAAAACAAAAAUACCAGUUGGCUGACAAAUUUUAAUAAGUUUUUCUUCCAUGUUUAUUUUAUGUUAGUUCAAUUUUCUUCUCGUUUCCAGUAAAUCUCAGUCACAUGAUUAAGAUGCACAGACAAUGCUUUGACCAGCUAGUGCCACUUCCAGUUCUUGUUUCAUCCUGACCUGACAGUUUUCAUGUUGAAUUUCAGGACUUUAACACAUUUCAGAUAAUUUUAUGUCGACUUUUUAUUUAUUCAUUUAACAAUUACAUGUAACAAACACUGAUCAUAAAUAGAAAACAUGUUACAGGCAGUAGUUUCUAAUCCAACUGAGAAAGAUGAUCCUCAAUUAUACUUAUCAAAUCUUUCCCUAAAUGUUAGCUAACGUUUGCAUGUUGUAUGUUGAUGCAUUCAUGAGCCCAAUUUCAUAAUUUUGCUGUAUUUAAUUGAACAGCAUAAAAACAUGUAUUUUUAACUUUGAUCACUGCUGAAUUGACUCGUGACCAAGCCAAACUAGACAGGCUUGUAUAAUCUGAGAAUAUCUUUGUCUCUAAUCUGUACCCCUGCUUUGAACUCAUGUAAUUAAAACUAUGCAUAAAACAACUGUUAUUUGCAUGUUGAUAAUUUAUGGUGAUACAUAGCCCAAAUUGUACUAAAAGACUCAUGUAUAAUUAAUUUUUUUGCACAUUUUCAGAUUAUCAACAAUUAAUUACAAGAUAUUUCUAUUGAUUUUGAUUCUGAUCACCAUUUAAGCCAUUUGACUAUGAAAUAUUUUUUUAUUGUGAUCCCUGAUCAAAUAAGAAUUGCUGUGAGAAACCUCUGGUUGCUAUUCAGAAUAUCAUAUAAAAACCCAUUUUGUCUUUUAGACUAUAAGUAAAUUAUAGAAAAUUACUUUAAAUCACGACUGGUCAAAGCAGGUAUGCAUCAACCCCAAAAAGAAGUUUAAAUUCACACAAAAAAUAAAAAAAAUAUAUAUAUAUUUGUUGGACAUGUUUUCUUCUAAUUGUGAAAAGUCAGGUGUAAAGUGAGCUGUAAAAGUUACAUAAGUGUAAAAUGACCAGUAUCCAUCUCGUAUUGUUCUUCCUUUUGCAUUAUGUUUUUUAAAAUGUAAACAAUACUGGCACCUAUUGGUCCAUUGUGGAAUUUUUUUUUUUUUUUUUUUUUUUUUUUUUUGAUGAGGUAAAUUUCUUAUUUGGACUGAGAUUUUUAUUUUUUUAAAGCUCUUUAAAAACAGUUCUCCCCCCACCCCCUAACAAAUCAAGUGAAAUACUUGUAGCAGCAUAGUUGGAGCCUGAAAUUAUUACAGGUACUUAAACAAAUUCAGUGACGCCUGUGUGACUGGGCCCUAAAAUUACCAUUCAGUAUGUAACCAUGUUUUAAGCUAACUUAAAGCCUUGUACAGUGGAUUCUAGUGAGUGUACGACAUUUAUGAAACGUAAUAGUGAGAAUGUUUUGAAUUAGACCUCUCAUUAAAAGGAUCCGAUCUGUGAAUAAACAUCCCCCGGCCAUGUUUCAAACUUUUCACAAGUAACUUGUAAAGUCGAGGGCUUCUUUUUGCAGCGCACUGGCAUAGAACAGACCCUCCCGUUCGUCCGAGACGCCACACGCUUCCUGCAAGUUCAGCUGCUCACCUCGCACCAAGGGAAGGAAGGCAGACGGGUUCGAGGCGGGGGAACAAUGGACACUUCACACUAAGGGCUAAACUGAAUUUAUCUUUGUGUGUCUGUGCUCUAAACAGUGUCUGCUUCUCAUUUUCAUCUCUUGUAUCUGUCGGGAGGCAUGCUCGUGCUUAUUUUCACAGAUUCCUUCAUGUGUAGAGAGAAAAGAAACAUGCAGGGGAUUUCUGCAAAAGAAUCUUUGUGUAAAAAUUUAAUUUUGUUGAAUAUUGCUGUGGGGGAGGAAGCUUUCCAUAAAGAUGUCAUAUUUUUGGAUUUUUGUUUGUUUCUCUGCCGAUAAGAUGGACCUUCUGGCCACACUGGCUGGGUUUCUUUUUCAUAGUGAAGUUAUACUUUGAUAAAGACUGAAACCACUGAUUGAGUGAUGCUUCCUGCCAGCCAUUUGUAGUUUUAUAUGUUAUGUACUCAUGUGUUAACGGUUUGAUUUAAAAAAAAAAAAAAAGAAAAACCCGACCUCCCUAAAUAAGAAAGUGAGCACUCUUAUCAUGAUCUCUUCUUUUAAACAUGUAUUUAUUUUUUUAAUCUCUGUGAAUUUUAAUGUAUAUGCCUGAAAUUUCAAUUUUACAACUUUCUAGUGGAGUUGGAAAAAAAUAAAAACAAAAGCAAAACCGUUGUAAUCACAGGAACAAAAAAGAGCCGAUGCAAUCAUGGAGAAAAGACGGACCGCAUGAUGAUGUCAAAAGCCAGUUUUGGAGAUGUCAUACUGCUGACUUAUGAUGUCAUGGCGUGUAUGUAUCUAAUUGUACAUGCAUCUGUUUCAAAUUUACGUACCCGUGUGUUAGAAUCCCUGUCAUUUUUGUUAUCGGAAUGCUGACACUCGUUUUGACUAAAAUCGAUCACGAAGAUGAUACUUCGAUCCAAAAUACAAUUUGUUGUUCAUAUCAGCCUGUUUGUGCUUUUUUGGUCUUCCAUUUUUGUCCCUUUUAAUGUCACGUUUUUUUUUUUUUUAAGAGGGACAUUGAUCACUCCCACCCCUUCAAUUUGAGCUGUGUUCACCAAAGCAAGGACUUUUUAAACAUUUCAAAAUGUACAUUUUUAAAGACUUAUAUGGUGAUAAGUUAUAGCAGUUAUAGGGACCUGUAAUAGCUGAGUGCAUUGAUUUAUCGCAUGGUUCAUCAGUUUGUGUCGCUGAUGUUUGACAGAUUAGGUUUUUAAUGCAGCUUCUUCCUACGUGCUCAUUUUUACAGAAUUUUAAGGGCAUAGAAGUUUGAAAAAAAAGUUGCAGUUCUUGCAGGGGGAUCAAACCUAAUUUAAAAGUUUUUAAGCAACAACUGCUGUCACUGAAAAUAAUAUGUUGUGGCUUGCCUUAGUUGCUUUUAAAGAACCGAGGGUAAAAACCAAUGAGAAAAUGUUGAAAUAUGAAUUCAAUCUUUUGAUGUCUCACUCAUUUCUCCUCAUAAUUUCAGAGGUUGUUUACUGUUGUAUUCCAUGUUGAGUUAACGGUUCCCCUGAUGAAGCUGUGUGCCUGUAUUUAUGUGUGAGUGUGUUAACCACAUGGGUGGGGGGGAGGCAUGGGCAUAUUUGUAUUCUCAUAGCUACUCUGCAUACCUCAAACUGUAUGAUAAAUUAUUUAUAACACUCCCUUAUAUGUCUAUUUCCAAGAAUAUCCCAACAACGGUCUCACAGAUGUGCAACCCUUUUGUUAUUGGUGAUCAAUUCUUGCAUUUGUAGAAAUCAUACUGUUUAAAUAAUAAUAAAAAAUAUCCAACUGAA